AUGACGGCCACUGUCAAAGGAGUUUACCACGUGGGACGACUUGGCGCCUUAACCUGGAACACUGCAAAAGAGUUAGGAGACCUGAGCGAAACCCCGUCCCUGCCCGUCCAGCUCCGAAAGCUUCAGGAACAACUUUAUCAUCUGCAAUGGAGUGCAAAGGAUGUUGCUGAGCUGGCUCUACAAGAAGGACUGAAGCAGGCAAAGGUCCCAGGCUUUACCGGACGGGCUGUUCAGGAGAUCAUCAAUCAAGCCCUGAAGAAGCUGGAAGAAAUCCAGGUCCCGAUGCCGGAUUACGCCCUGAAAUCAGCAGGGGCAGCCGUCAUUCGUUCCAGGACUUCUCCAUCACUCUGGGAUGCCAAAGCAAAAGUCUUCCUGUAUUCGCUGCCGGUGAUGGAUUACAUGAGGUCUCCUGAGCUUAUUCUGGAGCCAGAAAAUCAUCCUGGCAACUGCUGGCCGUUUCCAGGAAGUCAAGGACACGUCUUCAUCAGGCUGUCCAUGCCGGUCAUUCCCAGAGCCGUCACCAUGGACCAUGUCUCAGGGACAGCGUUCCAUGGAGAAAGCAUCUCCGGAGCUCCAAAGGACUUUGCUGUCUACGUAAGUGAUUUCUCUGGAGUGCGGGGCAGGGGUUGCACAGCAUUGCUAAGCAAGGGGUGAAGAUGGG
This is a messenger RNA of Columba livia (rock pigeon), 661 nucleotides long. RefSeq names its product SUN domain-containing protein 3-like. Bases 1 to 654 code for a protein of 217 amino acids. The transcript has 5 exons. Gene Ontology annotation, cellular component: nuclear envelope; meiotic nuclear membrane microtubule tethering complex. Gene Ontology annotation, molecular function: protein-membrane adaptor activity. NCBI's taxonomy places the organism in Eukaryota, Metazoa, Chordata, Aves, Columbiformes, Columbidae. The record is from RefSeq and is a predicted model, not a curated record.